AUGUCUUUUGCAGGUGGGAAAGAUGGAUCCAAAGGUUUCGUUAAGAGAGUUACAUCAACUUUCUCCAUCAAGAAAAACAAGAAGAACAGUACCACAACAAACGAUCCCAAACCACUUCUUCCACGGUCCAAAUCAACAGGUUCAAACUAUGAACCCAUGAGGCUUCCUCUUGGGAAAAAAACUCUUCCAGAAGAUGUCAAAGCAGCAAACUCAAAGAGGAACAAAUCUGCAGGUGUUUCUCCUCAACCACGUCGCCGCGAAAAGAUUGAUGAUCCAUCUGGUAAUAAACAGUUUAUUAAGCUGAGAUAUUUUGACGACAGUGAUUCCGUUUGGUUGGAUUCUGAAUGUGCUUCUACUACUUCUCUCCUUGAGGAACGUAGAGUCUCUGUCUCGUUUCAUUUCUCACUAGAUGAAAGGGUUGUCUCUUGGUUAUCAAAUGCUGCUAACUCUUCUUUGUCUCUAAAAGAGAAUCAUCAUCAUCAUCCUCACCAGACAAAAGGUUCUUCAGAGAACAUUCGAAAGGAUGGUAGAUUCUGCAACUCAACUGGUAAAUCUAAUAAACCAAGUUCUGCAAGGUCCUCAUCUUCGCGUUUACCUGAGAGCAACAACAAGAAUGGUCGAAGGAGAUCAUGUGAAGAGUCUUCUAGUCAUGAAGAAAAGAAAGUUAGCUUCUCACUAGAGUCAGAGGUGUCUUCUCCUUCACCGGUUGUUGAGCCAUCUACUAAACCCAUACUUGAAGAGAGUGGAGAUUCAAAGAGAAAGCAUGUUGUGGAGCCGCUUUUCUGGCCACUUGAGCAGAAGUUUGAUUGGACACCAGAGGAUAUAUUAAAACAUUUCACCAUGUCUCCACGUAGAAAGAAAUCAAUAGGAACCAAAGGUGCAAGUACCUCUCCAAGAACAAUGAGAGCACAGCUUCAGACAAGAAAGCUAGAUCUCAAAGAAGGGUGUAAGAGAAAGCUCAUGUUCAACGGUCCUGGAUCAAAUUCAAAACCAACAAGGAUACCUGAACUGAAAAGAACAGUAAGCAAUAACAGCAUCAACAAGAAAACCGAGAUCAGCAAGAACCAACAACAACAGCCUAUCAGGAACAUUGUGAGGAGGAACAAGAGUUUGCCAUCUAGGUUGAGGAAAUCGAGUAAAAUAUCUUCAAGGGUGGUACCUAUUGAAGAGAGUGGUGAGAUUGGCUUAGAGGCAAAAACACCUAAGAGGCUUAUCAUGACACGCAAGUCCAGGACAUUCUUAGAAGAUGACUUUGCUUUGAUGAAUGAUUUCUCUAUAGAAAAGGCUGUUGGGCUUUGUGAGUUCAGGGGAAGAGAAGGCAUAGAUUCAGACUUCAACACUGAUGGUUUUUUGUUUGAAGAUUCUCUAUGA
Messenger RNA from Eruca vesicaria subsp. sativa (arugula), 1371 nucleotides. The record is from the annotation of a GenBank genome assembly. Lineage: Eukaryota; Viridiplantae; Streptophyta; Magnoliopsida; Brassicales; Brassicaceae.